UGUACCUCCCUCGGCAAGUAACAAAUCGAGGUUGAGUCACCGGCCAAACUCUCGCCUCCCUCAACCAACAGAACCCAUGAAAAUUCAGGACACCCUUCGGACGGGUAGUUUAAAGCGGCGUGCGUGCGGAGGCGCCUGAUCCUAAAUGUAUGCAGCCGCACACGCAAAGGUUGUGCGGGUCUCGUGCAAACUCCAAACGGUGCCAACCCCAUCGCUGCGGUUGCACUUUUCCUCGCCGCCUGCGUUUUCUGCGCUUUCUGCUUGCUCCUCCCGCCGCUUUCGCUCCCUCGCCAAACUCCAAGCAGCAAAGCCAUCACCGCAGCUUCGCCAACCGAGUGCGGGCAUAGUUCCCACAUCGCCGUUUCCCAAUUCUACUUCCCGGCUCGUCGAGGUCAGUGGGCGAACUCGGCCGAGUGCCCCUCGCUUUAUCAUCGUCCCCUCCUCCCGACCGCACCAGGGUCCUCACCCCGCCAUCACCAUCCUCCCUCCACCGACCGGCAUGCUGUGCUACGUCCAGAUCCUGAGCACCCCCACGGCUGACACGCCGGGGGGGUGCCUCAUGCUGCAUUUCGACAAUCGCCGCUACCUCUUCGGUCGCAUAGCAGAGGGCACGCAGCGCACCAUGGUCCAGCGCAAGGUGUCGCUCGCAAGGAUCCAAGAUAUCUUUCUCACGGGAUGCAUCGACUGGGAGGCCACCGGCGGCCUGCUCGGCAUGAUCCUCACCCUUGCCGACCUCAAGGCCGCGUCCAUCGCCGACAUCGAACUCACAAACGAAAAGCUACGCAGGCAGGGCAGGAAGGAAAAGGACAAGGACCAAAUGGCUCUUUCUCAUUUGAAUAUACAUGGUGGAAAGAACCUGGUACACCUGCUCGCCUCUGCUCGCCGUUUUAUCCUUCGGAAAGCCCUCCCCGUCCACACCAGGGAGCUGCAGUGUGACCCCCGCGCCGACCUGGAGGGGAAGGACGACCCGGACUACGAGGAUGAGAAUAUCCGUGUCUGGUCUAUCCCGUUGUCGAAAGAGAAACCAGCGGCCCGUCCCUCCGGGGAGAGCUCACCCAAGAAGCGGAAGCUGAGCUCGUCAUCAGAGCCGCGCGAGAAUCUGGUAGCAGAGGAAGCGGAUCAGAAUAUCAGAGAAGCCGUGGUCAAGGACAUGUUCUGUUCCAAGUGGAAGCUCGAUACCCUGCGCGAGGUGAAGCUUGCGGACGUGCAGCUGCCAGCCCAGAUGUUUAUCAGAAACGAGCAGGGCCACAUUGAGCCUUACACCGGCCCCCCCGCCUCCGAGUCUCCCAACACCAAGGUCCUCGUCCGGAUGCCUUGGCCGGCGUCUCAAAUUCCCGAACUCCCCCCCACGAAGCCGUCCAAACAGUCCAUGUGUUAUAUCGUGAAGUGUCAUGCGCGGCGCGGCAAGUUCGACCCCCAGGCCGCUACCAGCCUCGGCGUCAUCAGGACCGACUUCAAAAAGCUCACUAAGGGUGAAUCUGUGCCUGGGAAGGACGGGUCCAUCGUCACUCCAGAUAUGGUCAUGGGGGCGCAGAUUGAAGGUCGCGGUUUUGCCGUCAUCGAUCUUACGUCCCCGGAUCUGAUCGAUGAUUUGCUCGACCGUCGCGAAUGGUCGAACCCGGAGAUCAUGAAGGGAAUUGAUUCCGUGUAUUGGAUCCUUUCCGACGGUAUCACGCUUGAAAGCGAAGGGGUGCAGCAAUUCAUCAAGACACACUCGUCAGCCAAGCACAUGGUGCUAGGCAGCGCCGUGUGCCCCAACGUCCCGGCCCUCGAGUCCCCUACCUCCCAACUCAUCAAGAUGAAUUGUGUCGAUAGAGACAGGUUUCCUCUCCCCGUGUUCGACACCCAACCGAAGUCUAAACUCGGUGGAGAAUUACAAUCUACCGCCGAGGUCGGCCCCCCCGGCCUCAAAUAUCAGCUUGCUCCAAAACCCUCGUUCGUCACGGACCUUGUCGUCCCACCAAUGGAUACUAAGCGACCUCUCUGGGAGCUGUCCACGUACACGCCACAGGUCAUGAAGCUAGCCAAGAUUGCCCAAAAGGCCGUUUCUGAGCCGGCCUUCCUUGCUAAGGUGGAAAAGUCGCAGCAGGACCUGCCCAGCCCGCAGACCGAAAUCGUCCCGCUCGGUACCGGCUCGGCCAUGCCGUCCAAAUACCGCAACGUGUCGGCCACUCUGAUUCGCGUCCCCGGCUGGGGUAACUACAUUCUCGACUGCGGCGAGAACACGCUCGGCCAGCUCCGUCGUGCCUUCGGUUACGAGGGUGCCGAUGAAGUCCUCCGGGAUCUCCGCGCCAUCUACAUUAGCCACGCCCACGCCGACCACCACCUCGGCACCGUCAGCGUCAUCUCCCGUUGGCGCGAGGUUGCCCCCGAGGACAAAAAACUGGCGCUCAUCGCCACGUCAAAGUACCAGGACUUUAUUCGCGAGUUCCACCAAGUCCAAGACCUCAGCCCGGAGCGCAUCAUCCCCGUCACCCUCCGCUGCGUCGGCAACCCGCUCCCUGGCCGCCACGGCGAACCCAUCUUCCCCCCCAACGUCGACGGCAAGACCCUACAGCUCCCGCACAUCGAAUCCUGCUUCGUCGACCACUGCUACGAAGCCACCGCGGUCGUGCUCACCUUCCCCGACACGGGCCUCAAGCUGGCCUACUCGGGCGACUGCCGGCCCUCGCGGCAGUUCGCCGAGCUGGGCCGCGGCGCCCACCUGCUCAUCCACGAGUGUACCUUCGAGGACGAGCUCGGCGGCGACGCCCUCGCCAAGAAGCACUCCACCUUGUCCGAGGCCCUCGACGUCGGCCGCCAGAUGGACGCCCGCCGCAUCCUGCUCACCCACUUCUCCCAGCGCUACCCCAAGCUGCCUGUUGUUGAUGAGAGGGCCCUCAAGACCGACGGCGGCCGCCGCGAUGUCGAGGUGCUGUUCGCGUUUGACAUGAUGCGGGUGAAGUUGGGUGAGUUUAAGCAGGCGGGGCUGUUCCUGCCCGCGCUGAGGGAGUUGUUGAAGGAGGUGGAGCGCGUGGAGGAGGGGGGUGUAUGAUAUAUCAGUUGAUGAUAGAGGGUAUGGCAUGUAGGGGGGUUUGUAUAGUAGUGGCAUGGGCGGUGCAUUGUGGUGCAUAGAUGUCAUAGACGCAGCGUGGGGGGUACCCCAGCAUGAUUGGAACCAUCGUCACUAAAUACUUGGGGGAGUUGGUUAUAGAAUACAGUUGGCUCUUCUCUAUCUUCAAAAUGGUCUGUCUGGCUGCUAUUUUGGGUUCUGUGUUCUCCAGUAACAAUUACUUGUCAGUUCAGGUUUGCCUCGCUCUCACAUCUCACGCCUCCCCCGUUACGGUCAGGACAGACAACGAAUCUAUAACAUCC
Messenger RNA from Chaetomium fimeti, 3354 nucleotides. RefSeq lists its product as uncharacterized. The record is from RefSeq and is a predicted model, not a curated record. The coding region runs from base 146 to 3034 and encodes 962 amino acids. Gene Ontology annotation, molecular function: 3'-tRNA processing endoribonuclease activity. The transcript has a single exon. Gene Ontology annotation, biological process: mitochondrial tRNA 3'-end processing. Gene Ontology annotation, cellular component: mitochondrion. Lineage: Eukaryota; Fungi; Ascomycota; Sordariomycetes; Sordariales; Chaetomiaceae.